AUGGUUCGAAAGAGAAUUGAGGGAAACCUGUCGUUGCUCCCCUUCCCAAAAGAUUUAAUCAUUCAGCCUCUAACUAAUAAAGAAGACACGGCCAUCUUGAUUUCAGGUCUUCAAGCAACCGGAACGGAGCAACGAAUAAAUCUGAAGUUUCUGGUCCGGUUGGGGAAAACGGCAUCGGAAGCGCUGGCGUUGCUACAGCAAGCAUACGGACACGAGACCAUGUCACGCUUGUGUGUUUUUGAGUAGUGAAAAAGGUUCAGAGAGGGACGAGAGGACGUGGAAGACAACCCCAGGAGCGGACGCCCCACCACGAGCAGGACCAAUGCCAGCGUUGAGCGUGUCAGGCGGAUGUUGCGCAUCGAUCGUCGCUUGAGCGUUCGACUCAUCGCCAACGAGCUAGGCAUGACAACCGUGACAACGUCUGGAAGAUCGUCGCCGAAGAAAGUCUGCGCAAAGAUGGUGCCCAAAGUACAGAACGCCGACCACAAUGUGUCAGGACAUCCUGCAGCGUCUUGAAACCGAAGCGGCCUUGCUAGGACGAGUCAUGGAUCUUCAAGUACGACCCGGAAACCAAACACCAGAGUCUUCGGUGGAAGAGUCCGAGAGUCCGACGUCGCCAAGGCCGAAGAAAGCAAGAGUGUCCAAAAUCAAACUCCUGUUGGUUGCGUUCUUCGACGUGAGGGGAGUCGUUCACUGCGAAUUCCUGUCACAUGACGACACACACAGGAGAAAAAACACGUUUAGGUGCUCAGUUUGUGGCGUGGCGUUCUCCCAAAUGUCGUCUGUGAAUAGGCACAUGAGAACACA
Molecule: messenger RNA, 807 nt
Organism: Doryrhamphus excisus (bluestripe pipefish)
Lineage: Eukaryota; Metazoa; Chordata; Actinopteri; Syngnathiformes; Syngnathidae
Source: RefSeq, a predicted model, not a curated record